UAGGCAAGCGCGAGUGCGAGGGCUAAAUAAGGAUUGGAUUCCCCCCAACCCAAUUCCUUUCUUCCGCCCUACUCACCAUCUUGAACAACAAACAGCAAUAAUGAAGAAAACACGGUCUCGUGCCCACGGCGGCAGAGUUUCCAUACCAUUGAUCUUGUCAUAUGUCUUUGACUGGAUCAUCAUCGUUGCCGCCGCCGUAGUCGCAGCGGUGUUUUCAACCAUUACCCCAAACAAGAGACCAUUCUCACUCAACAAUGCCGAGAUCAGUUAUCCCUUUGUCACUAAGGAGAAGAUAUCCACGGCGACUUUGGUGAUCUGUGGUCUUGUAGCUCCGGCAGCCAUCAUCUUCAUUGUCUGCCUCUUCCUCGUUCCUGGACCAACCGUUCCCAAAUCAACGCCAAAAGCUCUGAUAUGGAGAAGGAAGCUGUGGGAAUGGCACACAGGAUGGCUAGGACUCGGAUUGUCUCUUGCGGCGGCUUUCCUCAUCACCAAUGGCAUGAAAAACCUCUUCGGAAAACCUCGACCGGACCUGCUCUCGCGCUGCAACCCCGAUCUCCUGAACAUUGGGAAAUACGCCGUGGGGGGCUUUCCAAAUGCUCUGGAGGGAUUCAACGUCGUCGCCGCUGCCAUUUGUCAGCAGACUGACAAAUCUCUUCUCGAUGACGGCUUCCGGAGUUUCCCAAGUGGUCAUUCCUCAUUCUCCGCGGCAGGAUUGAUCUACCUCAGUCUAUUCCUUGCCUCAAAGCUUGCCAUUACCAUCCCAUUCCUGGCGCCCAGCUUCUACAGCCAAGACAGGUCCAUGUUUUCAGCAUUCCCUUCGCGCGCCGAAAAGAGAGACUUGGAGAACUCUAGAAUUCAAAGCCAAGACAAGCAACCAGGAGAUAAUCGGGUCCAGCUUCCUUCAGGACAUAACGACGCAAUCAUUGCAGCACGCAACCAAGCUGCGGCCCCUCCAGUAUAUCUCCUCAUCUUCGCCAUUAUUCCCUUCUUCGCCGCCAUCUACAUUUCGUCAACACGCUUUUCAGAUUUCAGACAUCAUGGCUUCGAUAUUCUCUUCGGUUUCUUUAUCGGUACGGUAACAGCCGUCUUCAGCUUCCGUUGGUAUCAUCUCCCGAUAAGCCAGGGAGCCGGGUGGAGUUGGGGACCUAGGAGUAAGGAGAGGAGUUUCUGGGCAGGCAUUGGCGUGGGAAGUUAUGUUGGCAGAGGUGAGGCCGACGUCGUGGCCGAUAACGUAGAUGAAGAGAAUGGAACUGUAGACGGACCUGUGACCAAUGAUGUGGGUGGUACUGUUGGGGGCCAGUCUGGUAGUGAAGUGAAGUGAAGUGGAGCGGAGUUGGGAUAGCAAUAACAACGAAUCAAGCUUCGACCAGUUGAUAACGAAUGGGAAACAUCCAAUGACUGAAGGAGAUUGGACUGCAUGAUUCUUGGCGUAAGGAGU
Molecule: messenger RNA, 1438 nt
Organism: Hyaloscypha bicolor E
Lineage: Eukaryota; Fungi; Ascomycota; Leotiomycetes; Helotiales; Hyaloscyphaceae
Product: acid phosphatase/Vanadium-dependent haloperoxidase
Exons: 2
Coding region: 101-1321 (406 amino acids)
Biological process (GO): phospholipid metabolic process
Molecular function (GO): phosphatidate phosphatase activity
Source: RefSeq, a predicted model, not a curated record